Molecule: messenger RNA, 1473 nt
Organism: Cladophialophora psammophila CBS 110553
Lineage: Eukaryota; Fungi; Ascomycota; Eurotiomycetes; Chaetothyriales; Herpotrichiellaceae
Exons: 4
Coding region: 1-1473 (490 amino acids)
Biological process (GO): mitochondrial tRNA methylation; tRNA N1-guanine methylation
Cellular component (GO): cytoplasm; mitochondrial matrix
Source: RefSeq, a predicted model, not a curated record
AUGGCAAACCUCCUACGUCGGCUCUUCUCGACCACUCAGCCAGAAGUCUCCAGCGCCACAGCCAAAAGAAUGAACUUCAAUUCCGCAGAUCUGCCCAAAAUUUUCCUCCCGCCAGUCAAUCGGUCCAUGCAAACCCUGGACAAAUCAUUCUUUCACAAAGUCGUGCCUUUAGCUGCUGCUACCAUCUCAGAUGUCAAACAGAUCACCAAUAUCAGAAAGGAACUCGACAAUUCCCGAGACUUGCUGAGGGUAAGUCCGAUCAAACCUCUGCGAGAAGAUGGGUCGGCGCCGGGGGCAAAAUGCCUUCUACUUAGGCCUGAGAUUGACGCAAAAGAGCCCACAACAUGGUCAGCGACCGUCGAGAGACUAGUGAAAGACAACCUUGCCAGCCUUCGGGACUACGAGCUAACACUCACUUACGACGACUGGACUAUGCAUAAUAUUCUCGAAGCAAUUCUACCUGAGAUCCCUGAGGAGGACAAAGAAACUCCAGCAGGUUUUGCCCAGGUAGGUCAUGUUGCUCAUGUCAACCUGCGCGAAGCAUAUCUGCCCUACAAGUAUAUAAUCGGGCAAAUCUUGGUCGACAAAAAUCCCAACAUUACCACCGUUAUCAACAAAAUAUUCGACGUCGGCACCGAAUCCGUCUUUCGUACAUUUCCGUAUGAAGUCAUAGCUGGUCCAGAUGACCUAGAUGUUACAGUCCACGAAUCAGGCUGCGAGUUCAAAUUCAACUUCGGCAAAGUCUACUGGAACUCACGUCUGGGCACCGAACAUGCUCGGGUUUUUGAACUGUUCAGGGAAGGCGAGGCCGUCUGCGAUGUCAUGGCUGGUGUAGGGCCUUUUGCCGUGCCGGCUGGUAAGCGCAAAGUCUUCGUUAGAGCCAACGACCUGAACCCGGACUCGUACCGAAGUCUUCGGGAUGCCAUCAGGUCUAACAAAGUCGGUGACUUUGUUUCGGCCUCUUGUCAGGAUGGCAGGGAAUUCAUUCGCACCGCAACUAGAGAAUUACGCGAUAACCCACGAGAAGCUCGACUGCCUUCGAAGUUGAAGAUAUCGCGGAAACUGACCAAAGAAGAUAUGCAAGCGCUACGCAAAGCUGCUGAUGCAGCAGCACAAGUCCUGAAAGAACCAAAUGUGUUCUCCCAUUAUGUCAUGAAUCUGCCGGCCAGCGCUAUCGAAUUCCUCGAUGCCUUCCACGGCCUUUACUACGGCCGCGAAGCCGAAUUCAAACCACAUACCUCGAAAGCUUUGCCGUUGAUUCACCUGUACUUGUUCCAAGCUAAGCUCGUCACGGAAAAAGAAGAAUUCCAAGAGAUCUGCGAAAGAAUAUCGGAAAACAUCGGUGCUGAAGUCAAGCUUGACGACCCGGAGCUGGAUAUGCAAAUCCGAUUUGUCCGACUUGUCGCGCCGAAGAAGAAGAUGUUUUGCGCUAGCUUUCGGAUACCGGCGAGCGUUGCAUUUGCAGAGCCUUGA